CUAUAGUUGGAUAUAUUGAAUACCUUUUGUGCAGUGGAUGUCUAUAAUAGACAUAAUAAUCUCAAGAUCUGUCACAAUGUACUUUUGUCCAUUGUUGAUGGGCUGUAUCUGACACAAAUAUUUCUGAAAAAUGCUAAACCUACCAGAACCUUGUAGAUCAUGUACAUAUUCCCAAAGCAAAAUUAUAAGUCUUUCCCGUUUAGGCUUUAUUGUAAAUUUGAAUCCCGAUUAUACCAGAUGCCUACAAUUUGUGUACUGAACUAACAUAAGCUAACGUCACAUAACCACGUGACCCGUUGGAGUCGUAGUGCGCCUGCGCAAACGGUCGCGGGAAGGAUUUGAUAUUUGUUUGAAUUCGUUCGGUCGAGAAUAGGAAGAUGUAGUUGAUACAAGUGAAUGUUAUCGUUUUGCUUUAUCAACAAUGACGGAGGCAUCUAUUCUGCCAGGGUUAGCUGGAGCGGCAGAUUGUUCAAAUGAAAAUGAUUCUUCUUGUAGUGAUAUAAGCAACAAAAGUUUGCGUAUAGCAGAAAAUGCAAAGAAAAAACGUCAGGCGGAGGCUCCUCUUUUGUUGGCGUUGAAGUACUUCUCCCAAGUGAAAACGGGUACGCCUCGGAAUGGGAACGAUGAGCUGUAUGGCUAUCUUGAGCAGGUGGAGAGGGAAGCCCUGGCCCAAGGACUUGCCCCAGAGGCCGUCUCCAUCAUGCUGGAAUUUGCCAUGAGUCUGCGCAUGACGAGUGCGAUAUCCUCGCGGGUGCUGAGGUUCCUGAUUCCUGCCUCAGUAGUGCCCCAGGAAGCUGUGGUCAGAGGGUUCUCAUGGCUGUGCAUGCAGAAAUUGUCCCAGCCCACCCAGGUUCUUUUCCUCCGCUGGGUGCUUAGCAUGUUUGACAUGAUUGACUCCAAGGACAACCUAAGGGCCAUCUACGGUUUCAUCUUUAGCUUCGUGAUAGAUGAAACUAUGUGUCCCUUCAUCUGCCACCUCCUGUACCUUCUAACUCUAAAAGAACACGUGAAGCCCUUCAGAGUUCGAAAGCUGUUGGACAUUCAAGGCAGAAUGGGCAAGCAGCCGUUCCUAAUGCAGUUACUGGCCCUCUACAAAGUCUUCUGUCCAGAGAUGGUGACACUCACCAUGCCGUCCAAGAUGAAGGCUGGUUUCAAAAACCACAACUCCACAUGGAAGGUUGCGUUGGCUGCGCUGCGGAAAAGGAACAUCAGUAAAGAGACUCACAGCAUGGAGCUCACGCUAGGUGUCCGGCAGCAUCCGCACCGAAGGAAAAGGAAAUUCCAUCACCUGUUGGUGCCGGCCUUAACCCCAAUGAUGGAGAGCUCACGUUCCAACAGCAGGAAGGGGGUGUGCUUGCAGCAGCUGAGCUCUUUUGCCGAGCUUCUGGACAACCUCAACAGCAUUGAGCUCCCGGCUCAGAUGGGCUCGCUGCUCAGCUCAGCUCUGGCUCUGCAUUACCUGGACUGUGUGCAGGACGAGUCUGCAUUCCUCCGCCUCAACUUCUGGCUGGGACAUGCACUGCAUGAAGAGUUCCUGUUUGGUCCUGUGGACGGCAGCUCGGAGAGCAUGGGCGAAGCGGCUCACUUCCUCAGCAUGCUCGUCUCCACACAACACUUCCUUCAGGAGGGCUUCUCCAGCACCGAGGGCUUCCUCUACAAGUUCCUCACCAUGUGGGACGGCUUCCUUCACCGGCCGCAGAUACUGGAGCUGCUCAGCGACAUUCCACUGGUGCCCAGCUCCUACAUUAAGGAUGUUCUCUUUGAGCCUUUGAUGCAGCUGUACUUCACCUCAUCUGUGUUUUUCAAGUGCAGUGUCAUUGAGUGUCUGACCAGCAUGCUGCGGAAGUGGCUGACCUGGCAUUCCGUCUGUGCCCAAGAGGAAGGGCUGGACAUCAGCCUUAACAACCGCAGCACCAUGAGCCUGAGUCUGUCGGGUUUCCUGGACUCUGUGUUAAAACUGGUGCAGUUUGUGGGCCGUCUGACCUCCGUGGGCUUGCAGCUGGAGCGCGGCCACACCCUACUGCUCCACCAUGCCCUGGGCUUCUAUGAGACGGUGUCCGACAUGUUCCUUAAGUACAGUUUGCCCCUGUUUGUCAUGUUGCCCCCCGGCGUCUUCUUCCCAGCACUCCUGGCCACAGACCCUGUCUCUAUAGAUCGGCUUGGGUACAUCAUGUUCAGGUACAGGCAAAAUCUGACCUCUGCCAAGGAGCAACAGAAGAAGCAAAGAGAGCUGUCUCUUCAUAUCAACCGGAGCGUAUACAAGGAGUUCAAUACCUAUCUGGUGGCCAUGGUGGCCCACCUGUGGAAUUCCAAGAGCUUCAGCCCGAGAACGGGCAUCGAGGUCAGCGAGGCGCUGCUGGAGCGAACCAAAGUGGCCGACUAUUCGAAGAGCUUUGACCUCAUCCACCACCCAGCAUUCCUCAACUACGCCAUAGACUUUCACCAGCAGUGUUGGCCGGAGCGCACCGACGUGGACCUGAACUCCAUCAAGGUAGGGAAGUACUGGGAGUGGUACGUGGAGUUCCUCUUCACGCAAGGCUUUGAUGGCCUGAGGGACUUCAUUAAGGUUAACAUCAACCAAGCAUCGGCCCGGCAGAGCAUCGGCCAGCCUCUCAGCCAGCCCACGCAGCCCAGCCAGCCGACAGCAGUGUCGUCGCCAUCAUCGUAGGAGCAAUAACGCCUACCCUAACUUUUCUCUCAACCCUUCUCUGCUGGAGUUAGAAGUCUGAAUGGAACAUGGCAACCUGCCUAAACCACAUCACCUGGUUUUCUGAAGUCUCCUUGGGGUGCCAUCGUCACAUCAAAGACUAUUUAUUGAGAGAUCCAUGUGUAAAUAGCUUUUGUAUUGUAUCGUGUAUAUUUCUGUGUAAUUAUUUUUCAACACUGCUUGCUCUGUGAGAUAUUCAUGUUUGUGUUCUUCACUUUGUCUACUUAUUUCCUACUGUUUUUGUGUCAAUUAACUGCAAUAAUUAGAAGCUUUUCGUACAUCAUA
Molecule: messenger RNA, 2992 nt
Organism: Clupea harengus (Atlantic herring)
Lineage: Eukaryota; Metazoa; Chordata; Actinopteri; Clupeiformes; Clupeidae
Gene: cenpi
Product: centromere protein I
Biological process (GO): mitotic sister chromatid segregation; CENP-A containing chromatin assembly
Cellular component (GO): kinetochore; inner kinetochore
Source: RefSeq, a predicted model, not a curated record